AUGGCCGUGCAGAUAAGAGGGUGGACUCGUAAUGAUGGCGUAUUUGAUGUAGCUCUCCAUGUCCAUGUCCAGGCCUAUAGUAAUGGGAGAGUCACCUGGAUGCCCCCUGCCCUCUACUGCAGCUCCUGUGGGGUCAAGGUGACGUACUUCCCCUUCGACUGGCAGAACUGCACCAUGGUGUUCCACUCCUACACCUACGACGCCUCAGAGAUCGACCUGCAGCUCGCUCGGGACUCCAAGGGCAACGAGAUCAAGGAGAUGCUGUAUGAUGGGGGUUACAGUGAGAGCGGCGAGUGGUACAUUCGUCACCAGCCCAGCAAGAAGAACGUGCGUGACGACCUGUACGAGGACAUCACCUUCUACCUGAUCAUCGAGAGGAAGCCUCUGUACUACGUCUUCAACAUCAUCAUCCCCUGCAUCCUCAUCACCAUCAUCGCCAUCUUCAACUUCUACCUGCCCCCCGACGCAGGGGAGAAGAUGGGUCUGUCCAUCAACGUCCUCCUCACCCUCACCGUGUUCCUGCUGCUGCUGGCGGACAAGGUCCCCGAGACCUCCCUGGGGGUGCCCAUCAUCGUCAACUACCUCAUGUUCACCAUGAUCCUGGUCACCUGCUCCGUCAUCCUCAGCGUGGUGGUCCUCAACCUGCACCACCGCUCCCCCAGCACCCACCACAUGCCCCACUGGGUCCGCAAGAUUUUCCUCCACCUGUUGCCCCCCUACCUGGGCAUGCUGCGGCCCAAGGUGGAGCCCCCCCUGUCCCUGGAGAAGCCCCUCCACAGGGAGAACUCCAUGGCCGUCAGCCGUCGACCUGCAGCAGACGAGUACUUCAUCCGCAAGCCCAACACCUCCUUCCUCUUCCCCAAGCCCAACAGGUACCAGUCGGAGGGCAUGUGUACUGACCUGAGGAAGUUCAUCGACGGGCCCAGCCACUACCUCACCCUGCCCCCUGAACUCAAGUCAGCCAUCCAGGCCAUCACAUACAUUGCUGAGCAGCUGCAGGCAGAGAAGGACUUUGCGGCUUUGAGGGAGGACUGGCAGUACGUUGCCAUGGUGGUGGACCGCCUCUUCUUCUGGACCUUUGUCAUCUUCACCACAGUGGGCACCCUGGGCAUCUUCACCAACGCCAGCUUCAACCACACUCCUACCGACCCCUUCAAAUACCCCUAACACACACCCCACAGACAUAAGCCACACACACCCCACAGACAGCCCACCGACACAACCCACACAGCCCAAAUGCCCUACACGCAAGCCCCACACACCCCCCGCUCACACACCCUCCACAAUCACAAACUCCCUGUACAGUCAGCCUUAGUUGCCGCUAGACACACACCCUCCACAUGCAUACACUCUCAUCUUCACUCAUGCCAGCUUCAAGCACAGCAACCCCCCGCCCCACACACACACACACACACACAUCCCUGACAGUAAUAAAAUAAUUCUCAUCCUGACACUUAAAAGCCCCAGUCUGAAUUCAUGCACAGUCUUGACAACUUCACUGGCAGCUGUAGUGCCGAGAUGAACAGACCCAUUGGAUGAUGAUAUGUGUUUCCCAUGUCUGUGUGUGGUGUCCUGGAGGAGGCUGGAGCUGUGGUCGUACACGGGGGGGUUUCAGAGGAGUGGGACGGCCCGGCAACACAGACAGAUACAGGUGCUUUAACGAGCUCAUGGAUGUAGUUCAGUUUCUGUUUGAGAAUGUGCAUAAGUGUGGUGUGGUGUGUGUGAUGUUUCUGUACCUCCCGGGUAAUCUGUAGUGUGUGUGUGUGUGUGUGUGUGUG
Hypomesus transpacificus is the source of this 1778-nucleotide messenger RNA. It is a transcript of the gene chrnb1, whose product is annotated as cholinergic receptor, nicotinic, beta 1 (muscle). The record is from RefSeq and is a predicted model, not a curated record. Gene Ontology annotation, molecular function: extracellular ligand-gated monoatomic ion channel activity; transmembrane signaling receptor activity; neurotransmitter receptor activity. The transcript is spliced from 8 exons. Lineage: Eukaryota; Metazoa; Chordata; Actinopteri; Osmeriformes; Osmeridae. Bases 1 to 1167 code for a protein of 388 amino acids. Gene Ontology annotation, biological process: signal transduction; regulation of membrane potential; chemical synaptic transmission. Gene Ontology annotation, cellular component: neuron projection; synapse; membrane.